GGAAGGUUGAGAUGGUUCUGCGCGAACUAGGACUCGAUUUCGAAACCAUCCACCUGAACUUUAGCGAAGGAGAGCACAAGGCUUCCGAAUACACGAAGUAUAACCCGAAUGGCCGCAUACCCGCACUUGUCGACCAUCAGUAUAACGACUUCGUCGUGUGGGAAUCGUGUGCCAUAAUCCUCUAUCUGGCCGAGAAAUAUGAUCGAGAGCAUAAGAUCUCCGCCGCCACCUUCGACGAGAAAAUUUUGCAGACACAGUGGGUUAUGUACCAGACGUCUGGCCAGGGGCCUUACUUCGGCCAGGCCGGAUGGUUUCUAGCUGUGGCUCCUCCUGAAGAGCGCAAUCCCACGAUUGCGGAGCGCUAUCAAAAGGAGAUUUUGCGUGUCUUUAGCGUUUUCGAGAGCGUUUUGUCCCAGCGCGAAUGGCUUGUUGCCGGAAAGUGCACAGUUGCAGACAUCGCCUUCGUUAUUUGGAACGUCGUUGCCGUUGGGCUGCUCGUGAAGGACUACAAGGGCUUUAACUUCGAGAAGGAUUUCCCCUCAACCCACAGAUGGCAUACUGCGCUGAUCAACAGACCGGCGAUCGCGGAAACUCUGAGGAUUAGGGCUGAGGCCACGGAACAAUUUAAGCGUCAGUGAAUGGGAAGAGGUAGGCGGACGCGGAGUGUAGCACACGCGAAUUCUCUAUAUAUAUACGCAGCGCAAUUGUCAAACUUCGAACGAAUUGUGCGGAGCCGCUCCGCUACGUUAA
Messenger RNA from Phanerochaete carnosa HHB-10118-sp, 750 nucleotides. RefSeq lists its product as uncharacterized. The record is from RefSeq and is a predicted model, not a curated record. Lineage: Eukaryota; Fungi; Basidiomycota; Agaricomycetes; Polyporales; Phanerochaetaceae. Bases 12 to 638 code for a protein of 208 amino acids. The transcript is spliced from 5 exons.